AUGGCAGAGCAGGCGGAAGCCCAGGGAACAGGAGAGAAACCACAAACACCCAACACGUCAUCCCUGGACCACCGGGGGACAGGGGGGACGUUCCAGGAGGGUCAAGAUGUGGAGAAGGGAGAAGUCAUAACCAGAUCCACGAGGGAGAAGAACGGUCGCUUCACCAACCCCUGGCCCACAUGGCACUACCCCUCCUCUGCCUCCCUGCUCCGGUUCUACCUACUAGAUAAGGACCACAGCAACGUACCCCGCUCCAAAGAGGUGUCAGGAACCGUGGGGUCUGGUCUCAGGGUGACCUGGCUGGGCCACGCAUCAGUCCUAGUAGAGAUGGACGGCCUGGUCAUCCUCACUGACCCCAUCUUCAGCCAGAGGGCAUCUCCCUUCCAGUUCAUGGGGCCCAAGAGGUUCAGGGGCCCGCCGUGUACAGUAGAUCAACUACCCAAGGUGGAUGCUGUGCUCAUCAGCCACACGCACUACGACCACCUGGACGUAGGUUCAGUUGGCAGCCUCAAUAAGCGCUUCGGCGCCGAGCUGCGUUGGUUUGUCCCUCUGGGACUCCAGGGCUGGAUGCAGAGCUGUGGCUGUAAGAACGUGAUAGAGUUGGACUGGUGGGAAGAGAGCUGUGUCGCUGUCCCCAGCCCUGUCGCUGUCCCCAGCCCUGUCGCUGUCCCCAGCCCUGUCCCCAGUGGUGUCAGCCAGGAUAAGGUGAUGUUCGUAUUCACCCCAGCCCAGCACUGGUGCAAGCGCACCCCAACAGAUGAUAACAGGGUGCUGUGGGGCAGCUGGUCUGUUCUGGGGCCCUGCAACCGCUUCUUCUUCGCUGGAGACACCGGCUACUGCUCCUCCUUCCAGGAGAUAGGGAGGCGAUUUGGUCCGUUCGACCUGGCUGCCAUACCCAUCGGAGCGUACCUGCCCAGAGAUGUAAUGAAGUCACUGCAUGUGGACCCAGAGGAGGCUGUGGAGAUUCAUAAGGACGUUAAGGCCAAACACUCCCUGGCUAUUCACUGGGGGACCUUCGCAUUAGCUCAUGAGUAUUACUUAGAGCCUCCAGUGAGACUCAGGGAGGCCAUGGAGAAGAAUGGGUUGAAUGCGGAGCACUUCUUUGUCCUGAACCAUGGAGAAUCCAGAGUGUUGGGGGGAGAAAGAGAAGGAGGGGGCGUUUGA
Salvelinus namaycush (lake trout) is the source of this 1164-nucleotide messenger RNA. Its product is annotated as N-acyl-phosphatidylethanolamine-hydrolyzing phospholipase D-like. Gene Ontology annotation, cellular component: cytoplasm; membrane-bounded organelle. Gene Ontology annotation, molecular function: N-acylphosphatidylethanolamine-specific phospholipase D activity. The record is from RefSeq and is a predicted model, not a curated record. Gene Ontology annotation, biological process: N-acylethanolamine metabolic process; N-acylphosphatidylethanolamine metabolic process. The transcript is spliced from 6 exons. Lineage: Eukaryota; Metazoa; Chordata; Actinopteri; Salmoniformes; Salmonidae. Bases 1 to 1164 code for a protein of 387 amino acids.